AAAAUUGAGUGAAAUAUCUCCUGUCUCUUCCCCCUUCUCUCUCUCUCUCUUCCUUUUUUCUGACCAUUAAACAAUGAAAUGGAAGAUUCCCAAUCAUCCCUUCCACUCCAUAGGAAACACCCAUAAUUCCACCAACAAUCCCAAAUUUAUUUUUUUCCAUCAUAUACAAACAUGACCACCUCUUAGAACCCUUCACUUCUCUCCUUUCUUUUAAAUACCCAUCAAUCUGCAUCACCUUUUUUCCCCCAAAACACCACACCAUCCUUUCUGCUAUCUCCCAUGAUCAUGAACCACUCUCCCUCCUCUGUCAAUGGCUUCUUCACCCUCCUCACACAAGGCCUCAAUGAUCUUGACUCCUCUUUCCCAUCUUACAACUUCAUGUCAGUCCAUUUCCUCCAGCAUGUCCUCUCGUCGCUCCGGUCCUUCCACUCCCAUCUGACCAUUUUAGUCCAGAAACUCCACCUGCCCAACGGAGAGAAAUGGCUCGAUGAGUACAUGGAUGAGAGUUCGCGACUCUGGGAAGCCUGUCAUGUCCUGAAAACCGGCAUAUCAAACAUGGAAAAUUUUCACACCGCCGGCGUCAAUAUAGCUUCCUCCAUCGAGCAACAUAGUGCUAUGACACCACAACUUUCCCGCCAGGUUAUCCGGUUGAUCACCAACUGCCAAAGGGAAGCGGUUGGAUUGGAGGAGGAAAACAGAAACCUAAUGGAGACGAGAAUCCAACCGCUGUCGCUAAGGUUUGAUGAGAACGUAUCCAUCGAUUCCAAGUUCAAUGCGUUCAAUGGCUUUCGAGGGGUACUCUAUGCGAUGAGGAACGUGAGUUCAUUGCUCUUGAUGAUCCUAUUCAAUGGCCUGGUCUAUUUUUGCCCGGAAACAAGAUUCUGCCAAGAAGGCUAUGAAGGGGACAUGGUGUUUGGAUCGGCUUUGAUGGUGGCGAUAGCGAAACUGCACCAGAGAGUGGCAGCCGAGGCGAAUCAGGUCAAUGGGGAGUGGGGAAUUCUCCUUUAUGAGUUCAGAAGAGCAAGAAUUUCAAUGGAGGAGCUGAAGGAGGAAUUGGGGAGAAUUCUGGAGUAUGGUACAGAAUUUGAUUUCCAAGAAAAGGUUGAGAAUUGGAAGUCUUGCUUUGGAGUGUUGAAGUGUGGGGCUGAGAAUGUCAUUGUGCAGCUUGAUGACUUCUUUGAUGAAAUUGUAGAAGGGAGGAAAAAGGUUUUGGACAUGUGCACACAUAGGAAGUGAGAGAGAGAAAAGGGAGUUUUCGCACUUUUUUGCAGCCAUAGUAAGAGAGAGGAAAGUGAAGUGUAAGAAGAAAAAAACAGUUGAUAUGGGUAGGUUUUUCUCUUUUUUUUCCCCGAUAACCAGGCGUCCGGGCCACCUUAUGUGCACCUCAACUAAUCCAGAGAUCUUAAACUCACCGUCCACUUGCGAGCUGAUAUGGGUAGUUUUGAGGCUUUUGAUCUCUACUUUUCCAAAAACAUGUGUUUUGAUUUCCUUCUCCCUCUUGGAGGCACUUUAGUUUUGAAGGAAAGAGAAUGUGAUUCUUUCCUUUCAAGAAAAGCAAGAUUAUUAUGUAUUAUCUCCUUUAUCUAAAGAGAAGAAACAAGAAGAAUACAUGUAAUAGACAGAGUAGCUUCAAUAGAAAGCAAAAUUUUCCUACCCAAA
Messenger RNA from Rhododendron vialii, 1659 nucleotides. RefSeq lists its product as uncharacterized. Bases 280 to 1236 code for a protein of 318 amino acids. Lineage: Eukaryota; Viridiplantae; Streptophyta; Magnoliopsida; Ericales; Ericaceae. The transcript has 2 exons. The record is from RefSeq and is a predicted model, not a curated record.